AUUUCAAACAACACAUGGCGGUCUUUAUGAUAUUGUUCAGGCUAUUCGUCGAAAACAUGAGGGUUUUUAUCUCAGGUUGAAUCAAAUUGAACGGGAUGCCUGGCCACCACUGUUGUUCGGAAGCCUGUCCAAAUUUUUUUCCAUCGCGAUUCGGGAUCUACGUGUCGGUCUGUGGCCUUCGUUUCAACUGGCGCAAGUCAAUUCCAGCUGGUUGAACUGCGGUUAUCGUGCCAGACCCGAUGCGCGUCGGGCGCAGCGAUCCGAGACGAAAUCGGUCCCACGCCCUAUGCAGUCCGAUCAUUUGGAGGAAAAAAUGAACAUGGACUACUUGGAUUGGGCCACGAACAGCAAACUAGCAGCGGUACUCACGCUCACGUCUCUUCGAGUCACAUUUCACUGCAGUCGGGAUUGGUAA
Molecule: messenger RNA, 415 nt
Organism: Echinostoma caproni
Lineage: Eukaryota; Metazoa; Platyhelminthes; Trematoda; Plagiorchiida; Echinostomatidae
Source: the annotation of a GenBank genome assembly